AUGGCUUCCGAGAACAUAAAUCCCGACACAGUCUCCAAAGCCGUCGACGCGCUCCUCAAAUGGCGUCGUUCCCAAUCGGAGACUCAGAAGCCGAAACUCUUCGACCAAGACGAAGAAUUCGUGUACCUCAUCUUAACGCUGAAGAAGGUUCCGGCGAAAUCGCGCUUUAAUCCUCACAAGAUCCCUCUCCCUCACUCCCUCCUCUCGCCGUUCUCCGAACAAUGCUUUAUCUCGACGACCGGGCCAACAAGGCGCGCGUCACCAAGGCCCAGGCCCAGACCAAGAUCCAAUCCGAGUCCAUCCCCAUCGCCAAAAUCCUCAAGCUCUCUAAACUUGCCUCCGAUUAUCGCCCUUUUGAGGCGAAGCGGAAGCUCUGUGAUUCCUACGAUAUGUUUUUUGUUCAAUUCAAGUUCACCCAUCGUAUCCAACAGUUGUCUCAUCAAUUCCUUAUCAACAUGCUGCAAAGCCAGUAAAAAUUGA
This is a messenger RNA of Sphenostylis stenocarpa, 480 nucleotides long. The record is from the annotation of a GenBank genome assembly. Lineage: Eukaryota; Viridiplantae; Streptophyta; Magnoliopsida; Fabales; Fabaceae.